AUUGCGAUAAGACCAUUAACAGAUAAAGAGUGAACCAAAGACGGUUUCGCAGCAGCAGCAGCAGCAUUGCUCUAACUCAUGCAUAAAAAAACAAAACUGGAUUUAAACCCAACCUCUUCGUUCAAAGCUUAACACAGUUCAGUCAGUCUCUGCUCCACAUCCAACACGUGCGGUUGUUGUGUUUGUAUCAUCUCAGGGCGACAGUUUUAUAUUUGUCAAUGAACAUCAUAAAAGCGCACAAUUUCUGGAUUUUAAACAGUUAGAAGAGGGUGAGUCAUGAUUUGGAAUGGACCCUUGAAAGUCUUGCAAAUUCAGAGUUCCCAAAUGGAACAACACUGGGGGUAACAUCCUUGAGAAAAGCGCAAAGACUGCAUUACGAAUUCAGAUGAUGGACCAAGUCAUGCUUGAGGAAUAGACUGAGAGUCUGACUGCAGCAGCUUGUCCUGUUGGGGGUCACCACAGCAUGUCAUCUUUUUCCAUAUAAAAAGAUGCACACUACCUGAGUUGUUAUCUGCACUCUUCUCCCUAACCCACCACCCUUGACCUCUGACCUUCAUAACUCUCGAUUGCCAUCGCAUCAUGACCUUGCUGUGCCGUGGACGCCUGAAGCUUUUAGUAGUGUUUCUAAUGACCAUCAUCCUGAUUACCGGGCUCUACCAGCUAUCUGGAAGCCUGGAGAAUGGUCGGUCCUUGUUCCUUCCCCCCUGUUUAGCUGACACGCCCGCAUCUCAGUUCUUAGAACGAGUGAUCCUUGAGUCACGGGUUCGGGAGGUGGAAGAAGAGAACAGGCAGAUCAGACUACAGCUUAGCCAGUCACAAAGCACUGCUACCCACUCAACUGAGAGAACUUAUGGCAACCAGCAGUGGGGCACCUCUGCUGACACUGUACCAGAGGAUGGGUACAACACAGCAGAGGAGAAGAACAAUGAUACUGAGUGUUCAAGAUUGCCUACCAUCCAUAAGUGUGAGGUAAUACAUGUCGCCUGUGUUUGUGCUGGACACAACGCCAGUAGAGACAUGGUGACACUGGUCAAGUCUGUCCUCUUUCACAGGAGAAACCCUCUUCACUUUCAUUUUAUCACUGAUGCUGUGGCCAACCAAAUUUUGACCUCCCUGUUUCAGUCCUGGAUGGUCCCCUCUGUGCAAGUUAGCUUUUAUGAUGCAGAAGAACUCAAGUCUGAGGUGUCAUGGAUACCAAACAAGCAUUACUCAGGUAUUUACGGCUUGAUGAAGCUGACACUAACCAAAGCCCUGCCAUCUGACCUGUCAAAGGUUAUUGUCCUGGAUACAGACAUAACAUUUGCCACUGAUAUUGCUGAGCUCUGGGGUAUUUUCCGAAAGUUUACUGAUAAACAGGUUAUUGGUCUGGUGGAGAAUCAGAGUGACUGGUACCUUGGAAACCUGUGGAAAAAUCACAAACCGUGGCCUGCACUCGGCCGAGGCUUUAACACAGGUGUCAUUCUUUUAUACCUGGAGCGGUUGCGACGAAUCAAAUGGGAGCAGAUGUGGCGUUUGACAGCAGAGAAAGAGUUAAUGAGCAUGCUCAGUACAUCUCUAGCUGACCAGGACAUCUUCAAUGCGUUCAUAAAGCAGAACCCAGACUUGGUCCACCAGUUGCCCUGCUUAUGGAAUGUUCAGUUGUCUGAUCAUACUCGCUCCGAGCUGUGCUACACUGAGGUUUCUGACCUCAAGGUAAUCCACUGGAACUCGCCAAAGAAGCUUCGUGUGAAGAAUAAGCAUGUCGAGUUUUUCAGAAACCUUUAUCUGACCUUCUUGGAGUAUGAUGGGAACCUGCUCCGACGGGAGUUGUUUGGUUGCUCAAGUCAGCCCAGCCAAGACAUUAUACAGCUGCAGAUUGCUCUGGAGGAGCUGGAUGAGGAUGAUCAGUGUUAUGACUUCCGCCGCGAGCGACUCACCAUUCACAGAGUCCAUCUUUACUUCCUACAGUAUGAAUAUACACCGACAGAGGAAGAGAAUGAUGUUACUCUCGUCGCUCAACUUUCCAUGGAUAGGCUACAGAUGCUGGAGGCCAUUUGCAAGCACUGGGAAGGACCCAUCAGUCUGGCGCUUUAUAUGUCUGACACAGAAGCUCAGCAAUUCUUACGCUAUGCUCAAGCCUCAGAGGUCCUAAAAAAACGCAAGAACGUUGGCUAUCACAUAGUUUAUAAAGAAGGCCAGUUCUACCCUGUCAACUUAGUGAGGAAUAUCGCCCUGAAGAAUGCAAACACCCCCUAUGUUUUCCUGACGGAUGUGGACUUCUUACCAAUGUAUGGUCUCUAUGAUUACCUCAGAAAAACUGUCAUGGAGUUGGAUUUGGCAAAUCAUAAGAAGGCUUUGGUGGUUCCAGCUUUCGAGACACUGCGUUAUCGCUUAUCCUUCCCCAAAUCCAAAGCAGAGCUACUCUCCAUGCUGGACAUGGGAACACUCUAUACCUUCAGGUAUCAUGUGUGGCCUAGAGGCCACGCCCCUUCCAACUAUGCCAAAUGGAGGACAUCCACCACACCAUAUAAUGUUGACUGGGAGCCAGACUUUGAACCUUAUGUUGUAGUGAAACGACAUUGUCCAGAAUAUGAUCAGCGCUUUUUGGGCUUUGGGUGGAACAAAGUUUCUCAUACCAUCGAGCUGGAUGCACAGGAGUAUGACCUUACGGUUCUCCCAAAUGCUUUCAUGAUCCACAUGCCCCAUGCACCCAGCUUUGACAUCUCCAAGUUUCGCUCUAGUCUUAGCUACCGCAGCUGCCUGAAGACCCUAAAAGAGGAAUUCCACCAAGACAUGUCCAGGAAGUAUGGCUCAGCUGCUCUCAAGUACCUCACCGCAGAGAGGAACAUCUAAACAAUGCUGUCAGACACUUUUUCAUGAGAGACAGAGCUUGCACAUAAAUUGAUUUAAUCCCCUGCCAUGGCCAACACCAAGUGCAAGUAUGAUGGUAAAACUUAUAGCCCAUUUCAAACAUUCUGGGACCCUAUGCUAAAAUCAUCGUGAUAAGUUUAACGAUACAGUGGAUACCCUGAUUUGGAGGAUUCACUGGGCUAACCCUUCGUUGAUAUUGAAUGAACAAGCUUUAAAAUAUGCUUAAACUACAGUACGUCGUGAUUUGAUCUGACAAUCAGAGAUAUUUCAAAUAGACGUGAUCGAGUGAACAGUACUCACUGAUACCUGGAAACCAAGAUCAUGGGCGCAAAGCAAGCAACACACUAAUUUGGGGCGGUGAUUUACAUUCAGAAGGUGAAUUGGUUGUAGAGGUCAGUCAAACUGGAGGAAAUGUUUAGGCCUUAUGACUUUUAGUAUUUACAAAGAUUUUUUUAUAUUUUCACAUUUACAGUGUUAAACGUAAACUCAUGAACUUAUACAAGUGAUUUUCAGACCUUUGAAAUGUUAUCCAUCCAAGACCAAUGGAAUUAAUUUAAACAACAUUUAGCUUCAAGCGAUGUCUGUGUCUCCAUGUGUGUGUGUGUGUGGGGGGGGUGCGUGCGUGUGUGUGUGUGUGUGUGUGUGUGUGUGUGUGUAUUUAUAUACUGUAUACAUAAUAUCCACGUACAUUAUAAAAUCACAAAUUUCUAGCGUCAUGAGGGUUAUUCUGGCUAAAGUAUGAAUGACUAAAAAUGUUCUCGUCACCACCUGUACCACGUUCUGCGGCAAUUUCCCAUAAAGAAUAAUAAGAAUGGUUAUCUCACUAAUCCUUACUAGUGACAUAAUAAGACAGACAAUGCAUCAGUGACUGAGACCAACUUACAUUAGUUUUCUCCAGAAGCUGUCAUCGUGUACAGUAUGUAUAAGUCAGUGGUUCCCAAAGUCAACCUGGGCCCCAGUGAGUCAUUCAAAAAGCUCCUGGACCCCCAACCUCAACUUUCGCCAAUAAUGUAGUGCUGGACACAGCUAUGUCAUUCUGGUACAAAGAAAUACUCAAUUUUAGUGGCUCACAUGCUCUUUCUUAGGAUUGAUAGGAUUAGAAACACAGCGAGACAGAAGAAAACAAUUUUUUUUUGUUCUUUUCUUCAGAAAAAUAUUUUAUUAUUAUUCUGUCUUAGACAUCGUGUCGCGGACCCCCUGGAAAGACAUUUUUCACCCCCUGGGGGUCCGUGGACGCCACUUUGGGAACCACUGGUAUAAGUGAAGGGCAUGAGAUGUUAAAUUUUCUUUAUAUUUUGCAUUAGUCUGAUUCACUGGAUAUGUUUAAUCUACUGAGCCCUUUCAACAAGUUUUGUGGAGUGCAAUUUAAAAUUAUAAAGCACUUACAUAAAAUCCCAUCACAAUUCAGAGACCAGUGUACGUAAUAUUUCAUAUACAAAUCGACAAUUGUGGUGUUUGUUUUCCACCCUAUAUUCCACAAUUCCAAUUAACCAUCUAUUGGUGCUGAGGAAAAUGUUAGCUUGUUCAUGAGGCUGUAAACAGCAGUGUAAACAACAUUUUUUAAAAUCAUCUGUCAAGUGAUACUUUGGUCACAGGAUAAUAUGAACUAUCACUCACAUUUAGCUGGCCCCACAUAUUCCACCUACUCCCUUUUUUCAAUCUUCUUUUUCACUGGUAGUUCUUCUUUCCCCAUUCAUUAUCUAUUUCUUUUUUUAUUUGCAACAGUAUAAUGAUCCGUCCGUCCAUCCAUCCAUCCAUCCAUCCAUCCAUCCAUCCAUCCAUCCCUCCAUUUUCUGAGCCGCUCAUCCUUAUGAGGGUCAUGGGAGUGCUGGAGUCUAUCCCAGCUGUCAUUGGGCAGGAGGCGGGGUACACCCUGAACUGGUUUCCAGCCAAUUACAGGGCACAUUGAGAUAGACAAGAGUCACAAUCACAAUCACACGUAAGGGCAAUUUUAUGGGAUGUGGGAGGAAAACACGGAGAAAGCCUGCUCAUGCAUGGGGAGAACAUGCAAACUCCGCACAGGUGGGCCGGGAUCGAACUCUGAUACUGGUCAUGUAGGGACCAAACAACCCAUGUGGGUGUCUGGUACUUUGUACUGCCACACAUCCCACCCACACUCCCACCCCCCAAAGGACUCUAUGGGGGACUUGGUCAAAUGGCUUCUUGAAGUUAACAGAGUAGAUGUAUAUUAGUCUUGUGAACUCUUGUCCACCCUGCAGGGUCCUAUUAGGGUUUCAACCUAGUGCACUGUUCCAUGACCAGGACAAAAACCACACUGCUCCUCCUGAAUCUGCAGUUUGACUUGCUGACAGACACUCCUCUUCAGAACAUCUGAAUAGACUUUACAGGGAGGCUAAGAAAGUGUGAGCUCCUUCUAGUUGGAACACAACCUCUGGUUCCCUUUCUUAAAAACGGGUACCACGCCCACCCUGGUCCACCAAGCCAAAGGCAGUGUCCCUGAUGUUUCCAGUAUUUAGGAAUUUAGGGGCACGUCUCCUCCACCCCCAGGUCGGUGCCAUUGAGAAUUUUUCAGACCACCUCAGUGACCAAAACCCUGGAGACAGGAGAAUCAAACUUCUUUUACACCACAGACUGGUUUCAUGUCUAGAUAUAUUUUGAAGGACUGGCAUAUAGAUAUAUUUGAAAAUAUUCAGUUGAACUGAGAGAGGAAAUAACAUGCUGAAUAGAUUUCAUUCAACACGUUCAGUCAAAAUAUUCUUUUGAAUGUUCGCUCAUGAAAUGAUACAACACUACAAUCCCCAAGUACUCUAUGUAGAAGCAUAACUUUUUAGAGUUUAUCUAACCAGGUGACUUAACAUAGCAUUGUAGAGACUUAAAUUCAGCCAUGUGACCAAUGAAGCAACAAAAUGACUGAUACCACUUAAGUAUACGAUUUCGUUUACUUACUUAUGUCAAACUAAGGUGUAAUACCUUCACCAUACUGAAUACUGUAUGCACCAAAAAAAAAAAAGAUGGUGAAAUCUGACUUUGAGCUGGAAAAGCUUGAUAAAUUUGCUCAAAUGUAAAGUAUUUUAUUCAAUGAAUUCAAUUAUGUUGAUUUUUAAAACAGAGUUUUGGUUCAAAAGAAUCAAACAUAGUCCAUCAAAUGCCUAACAAUCCAAAGAAAAAUAUGGUACCAAAUAAAAAUUGCCUUGGUCAGGCACAUUGCUUCCCUCCAUGCAGUUGAAGGUUUUGGUACAGUGGAUAUGAAAGUUUACGCAUUGCCUGUUCAAAUACCAGGUUUUAAAAUAGAACAAGAUACAGCAAAUCAUUUAAAAAUGUAUUUCCACCAUUUAUGACCAUUAGUCCCUCUUCUUCUUUGCCUUUCGGCUUGUCCCGUUAGGGGUCGCCACACCGUGUCAUCUUUUUCCAUCGUUUUUCCUCUCGCUCUUUUCCCUGGCAGCACCAUCCUCAGCACCCUUCUACCAGUAUCCUCACUAUCUCGCCUCUGAACAUGUCCAAACCAUCGAACUCUGCUCUCUCAAACCUUUUCUCCAAAACAUCCAACUUUGGCUGUCCCUCUAAUGACCAUUAGUCUCUGCAACUCAGAAAAAAAAAUUAAACCAAUAUGCUACACUAUAGGUAUGGCCGUAACAGCACAGCCUUGGUGUCAUCGGCCCAUCAAACAUUUUCCAACAUGCUAAGGAAGAUUUCAAGUUUCUCUGUACAAAAUCCAGCCAGACAAGCAGCAAGAUUUCCUUUGUAAGAUAAAGGUCUGCCUUGGUACUCUACCCCUUUGCCCAGAUAAAUAUAAUAGAAGAUUGUUGUUGACAGAUAUACAGCCAGUAUUUUGAACCCUUCUCCUGACCGAUACAUUUGAACAAUGAGAUCCUUUUGAUGCUGUGGAAACUCUCUGGACCCUGGCUUGCACUGAAAGACUACAAAAAUGCCUGGAAUCUAGGAAUUUAUACCGUAGGAAAAUAAAUGAUGAACCAACACCAUUUUUAUGGUGGAUACCAAUGUUUCACUAGUAGACGAUUGUAUGAUCCUGAAAUUGCAAGUAUAGAUUUGAAAACAGAGUGUUUCAAUCCUCUCUCUAAACCUCUGUACUUCUUUGGUGUUUUAUGGCCUCAGGUCUUCCAGUACCCGCAUUCAUUUAUUAGAACAGGUUAACAGAAACAAUCCAGAUCUUGAGUAGAUGCAGUGAGGCCUUAACCAUGAGGCAACCACAUCAUCCAUGAACAUGAAUUAUGAAAAGUUCUGCUCCAACCCUUCUGUAAUCAAUGCCACAUUCACUUCUCCCUGAUUGUGGUAAAUGCUAUACUGUAGUGCCUUUGCUGUGUUGUGAAACUGUGUAUUAAUUGUAAUAAGAGGGCCUGAGCUCAGCCACUCUCUUUAUUAUUGGAUUGGAUUAUUAUUUUUCUAUGUAUGUGCUUUAAAUAAAGAUGCCCUUCUGUAAUAAUUUGGAAAUGGCUAUUCUGUAUCAUAACAGUGCAACACGAUAUCAAACAAGUCAGUGUCUUAUAUGAGUUUGUUUAUAAAUUUAAAUAGUGUUUUGUCAAAGUUGAAUAAUUCCAUUUAUUACAAAUGAUGAUAUUUUUAAUGCUUACUGAUGCAAUCUGUCACGUCUUAUUUCAUAAGAAGUUGCGUAGAAUAAAUCAAAUUUCUGGUCCCAAAAGAAACAUUUUGAAUAAAUCUGAAGGUUAAAUUCACACAGUUAAUUGGAUUAAUUUAAUGAGCAUGCUACUGAACCAGACUGUCCAGAACAGGCGGCUCAGCCUACAAUAGCGACCUUGGCCCAACCAAACUUACAAUCCUUAGUUGUUGAUCACUCAACUCCUGCAUUGACCAAGAAUGCAGUUAGCACUGAGGACGAACAUGAAAUGCAGGACAAAUUGACAACAUACUUUGAAUAUAACUUGAGACCCCGGUGCAGGUGGACCAAUGUGUCUCUCAACUCCAGGGGUCACCAAUGCGGUGGCCAAAACGAAAACAGUAAAAGCACACAGCCAGGAAAACCAAUGAGUGGCUCCGUAAGAAGCAUAUCAAGGUUCUGGCGUGGCCUAGCCAGUCUCCAGACCUAAACCCAAUAGAAAAUCUUUGGAGGGAGCAAAAACACCAUGUUUCUCAGCAACAGGCCAGAAACCUGUUUGAUCUAGAGAAGAUCUGUGUGGAGGAGUGGGCCAAAAUCCCUCCGGCAGUGUGUGCAAACCUGGUGAACAACUACAGGAAACGUUUGAUCGCUGUAAUUACAAACAAAGGCGACUGUACCAAAUAUUAACAUUGGUUUUGUCAGGUGUUGAAAUACUUACUUGCAGCUGUAACACACAAAUAAAUCGUUAAAAAAAUCAUAUGUUGUGAUUUCUGGAUUUUUCUUUUUAGAUUAUCUCUCUCACAGUGGACAUGCACCUACGAUGAA
Syngnathoides biaculeatus (alligator pipefish) is the source of this 8209-nucleotide messenger RNA. RefSeq names its product xylosyl- and glucuronyltransferase LARGE2s. The record is from RefSeq and is a predicted model, not a curated record. Lineage: Eukaryota; Metazoa; Chordata; Actinopteri; Syngnathiformes; Syngnathidae. Gene Ontology annotation, biological process: protein O-linked glycosylation via mannose. The coding region runs from base 580 to 2832 and encodes 750 amino acids. The transcript has 17 exons. Gene Ontology annotation, molecular function: xylosyltransferase activity; glucuronosyltransferase activity.